This is a messenger RNA of Portunus trituberculatus (swimming crab), 2375 nucleotides long. RefSeq lists its product as uncharacterized. The record is from RefSeq and is a predicted model, not a curated record. Lineage: Eukaryota; Metazoa; Arthropoda; Malacostraca; Decapoda; Portunidae. Bases 57 to 863 code for a protein of 268 amino acids. The transcript has 3 exons.
GUAAAAAGAAAGAGGAAGAAAACCAACCAGCUGACAACACUCCUCCAGAUUUUUAUAUGGCAGAAUUAGAGCUCCAGAUUAACCAGGUUAUGAGUGGCCUGGAGAGUCUGGCUGAAUCACUUGGUGUAGUGGCUGACCGGAUGAACAGAUUGGAGGACACUCACUCAAGUUACUCUGAUUUGCAUGAUUUGCAUGAUGCACAAGAUGAUGACUAUUCAUACACUAAUGAUGAAGUCUGGCAACAAGAUAAUGACUCAAGAAGCUCCAUUUAUAGAAAUGAUGAAGAAACUAGGUUGGAAUUCCUGCAGCAGCAAGCAGCUAAAGAUUAUGACUGCAAGCUGGAAACAAGCCAAUACCAAGGUGCAAGACCAAGACUUGGAAAUGACUCUGUAAAAGGGCGGAAAAUAUCUGUUGAUAAAGGCAUUAAUUUUGAUGCUUUUACGGACAUAGAAAGUUGUCCAACAGAAAUUGAAGCUCUGACACAGAAAUGGAAUUUAGCUUUAGAUGACCCUUCUUUUAAUUUAGUAGAUGAUGGUGGAACAUUAGAAAAAUUUUUGAAGGAUGUAUCUGAAAGUUUUGAUAAUUUUACAUCAUUUGGAAAAUAUGGUAAGACUCAGUUGAGAGUGAACACAAGAAUACACCCAAGCCAUGAGUCUCUUAAUCUGUCACAAAACAAUAGUGGAGUAACCGAAAGCAUAGCCCAUCAGAAAGGAAUACACACCGACAAUGUUGAUGGUUCAGUUCCCCGAGGCAUCAGCUCAAGAUUGUGCAGGACUCAGACACAGGGGAGAGGGAAGGGCCAUGUAGAGGCAUUAGAUAUUUCUUACUUAGAAUCUGAUCACGAAAAUGAAAGUAACUAUUAAAGUUAACAAAGACAGUUAAAAUGAAGGCAUGAAAAUGAAAGUAACUUAAUGUGAACAAAGAGUUAAAAUGAAAGCAGUUAAAUAAAUUUAUGAUAAUUUUAGAGAAGGCUGUGAGACUUGCUACUUAAUGUUAGAACUCUCUCUUCCAGCACACGCACAUCCACCUCAGUGUUUGUUCUCUGUAGUCAGUUCCGAACCUUUCACUUUGUACUUACUUAAUGGUUUAGAUUUUAUAAACAUGAAACUAUUGCAUUUCUUACAGGUGGAAGUUCAGUCAUAAGUGCAAACUGUUGUAGCCAAAUGUGGUGAUAGUUAUUCCUUUUAUGUAAAAGUCUCAUUUAGGGGGAAAAAUGUAGAGUAGCUACAUGAAUUUAAUUUUUGAGACAUUUUGGCUGAUGAGGUUCAGGUUGAGCCACCGUCUCAGCUUUCUAGAACUUUGAUUGCAGUUACUGGUUCUGCAUUAGACUUCAGAAUAGCCUGUAUUUUUCAAAAGGCACUUAUAAUGUUUUUAAAGGCACUUGUAAUGUUUUUAAUGACCAUAUAUGUAAAGGGACAACAUGCCAUUUCCAUUUAUUUGGUAGGUACAAUUUUUCUCAUUUUGUACUAAGUUGAAAACCCCAAAGAUUAUGAAAAUUAUGAAGAUUGUUCCCGCUAUCCACAAAUGCCCCAAAAAUUAUAUUAAGAAAUUGUACAUACAAACUUUAAGAUUCCUUCAAGACGUUUGCAAUGAAAGUUGUCCCUAUUAUCUUAUAAAGUUGUAUUAAGAUGAAAAUUGUACAGUUACCAAGUUAAAAAAAUAUUCACUUUUCUGAAAAUAAUUAGUUUAAAAUAUUGAAAAUUGUUGUUAGAAAGUUUGAAAUUGUAAAAAAAAUUCUACUCAAGUUAUAUAUGACAAUUGUAUAAAAAAUUACAAUUGUCAUAAGAAUGUUAGUAGUAAAUUUGAAAAUAAAAAGGGAAGGAGACUCAUCUUUUUGGGAGACUUUUUGCGAGACUUUUUUUUGCUUCAUUUUGUAUCUACCUUGUAUCCAGAGACUCUUUAGAGUAUUUAUGACAGCUUUUUUUCCAGCUUUUUGGUCCCUAUUUUUUUUUUUCACCUUUUUGAACCCAAACAGCCCAAAAAAAACAAGGACCAAAACCUGGAAAAAAAAAGGACCAAAAAGCUGGAAAAAAUAAAAGCUAUAAGUCAUAAAUACUAGAGAGUCUCUGGAAACAAGGUAGAUACAAUAUGAAGCAAAAAGUCUCCCAAAAAGAUGGAAGCAAAAAAAGUCUCCAAUUCCAAAUAUUUUUUUUUCCCAGCUUUUUGUCCUUUUUGGUAUGUUUUAGACCAUUUUUCAGCUUCCCAGUAUUUAACCGCCAUUAUAUAUUUUAGACAUGAAAGUCAUCAUGACCAAAUGAAAAUGAGGUAGGCUAUAUAAUAUAUAGUCAUGAGGUUCAUGGCAUAUUGAUAUUUUUUUGAUAUUUUUUUUUAUUUGUAUACAGAGUUUAUGACCACCUAAUAAAUUCAGGUUUGAA